ACAGCUGAUGUUGGCUCACUUCAACAAGUGCUCCUGCUGCACUGAAGUCGCCACUGCUGUUUGUUUGUUUGUUUUUAAGAGAGGAUCCAUUCUCCCAUUGGCAGACCUCUACUGAGUUCCAUGUGGUGAUAUAGAAAAGGACAAUUUACGAGUCAUUAUCUCGUCUUUAUUGGCUGAUUUUAUUUUAUUUUUUAAAACCUGUAAGAGCGGGGUCAUCCCAACAGGAAAUUAGGAUUUGACAUUCUCUUCACUGCAUCGCACAGCAGUGCUUUCCCUAUACGCUCCUCCUGGUUCUUCAACAUCUUCAAAUGCUUCAGCACGCUCACCAGCAUGCCUUCACUCCCUUCCUGUACCAAUCAGCGACCAUACCAGCCCCUCCAAUGGGAACUCAGGACAGUAAUUUUCUGGCACGCCUUCCCAGAGACACGAGGCCUUUGUUUGCUCCCGUCACGGCCUUUCACAAAGAAACACACAAAUUAUUCAGCUCAAAGAAACCAGGGAGAUGGGGUGCAAUGCAUGCCUGCAUUGCAUGGAGGAUUUAUCACCACCAACGACUGAAGAAAAUGCAGCAAAAACCAGACGAUCUCUGCGGUGAAUGGACACCUGAUUAUCCAGCCGCUGUCUUACCUGAUAGGGUGCAACACAAAGAAUCAGACUGGUCCUCCUGCAGACACUCAAAUCACGACUCUCCAUGUGGAUACUUCAGAAAAGCAGCAGAAGAUGUCAGCUCCUUCAACAGAAGACACCACUCCGACCUUCACACAUCUUCACCAGCAUCUUGCCAAAGCGGUAAUAGGGAGGAGCUGGAACAUCACUGGCAUCUGCUCUGGAAGGAGAAACUUGAUGAGAAGGAGAAACACAGGAACCAACAAAUUAACCAAACAAAGGAUUUAACUCCUAGAGACAACUCUCGGGAUCAGACGGUGACUGCUGGACUUGAUGAAAGGCUUGGCAGCUCGGCUGUCAGGAAGCGGCAGCUCGAGUGCGACAGCUUCCUUGAAGUGAAGAGGCUGAAGCAGGAAACUGUGGAGGACAACUUUGGUUCUUCACACAUCAAACCAGUUAAACAUACGAGUGAUUUUGCAUUCUUGUACCCUUACAGUAAUGUAUGUGAUGUGAGCAGAACUCCUAUUGGACACAUUCCUUAUCCAAGGGCUGAAUUACAUUCCUACCAAAAUAUGUGGGACUCAGACAAAAGGAUGGAUCUCUACUGGAGACAACAUUUCUUAAAAGAGCUCACCUUAACUCACUGCAGAGUGAUGGGGAUACCUCCUGUAGCACAGAGGCAGACAGAUGUUUCUCAUGGUUACUCUUCAACACCUCUUUAUUUCCCUCUCGCCGUCAGGCAGUAGGAGACCGUUUACCACAGUGAGGGAGUUUCUGCAGCCACACAAACUGAAGUGUCAUUUCCUCUGCUGCAGAUAUCAGCUCCCCUAGCCCGACUUUCUGCAGACAUUGAACCUCGAGCACCGAGUCUC
Messenger RNA from Labrus mixtus (cuckoo wrasse), 1478 nucleotides. RefSeq lists its product as uncharacterized. The coding region runs from base 309 to 1352 and encodes 347 amino acids. The transcript has 6 exons. Lineage: Eukaryota; Metazoa; Chordata; Actinopteri; Labriformes; Labridae. The record is from RefSeq and is a predicted model, not a curated record.